This is a messenger RNA of Contarinia nasturtii (swede midge), 2019 nucleotides long. Its product is annotated as serine protease filzig-like. Gene Ontology annotation, molecular function: protein binding; serine-type endopeptidase activity. The record is from RefSeq and is a predicted model, not a curated record. The coding region runs from base 1 to 2019 and encodes 672 amino acids. The transcript has 13 exons. NCBI's taxonomy places the organism in Eukaryota, Metazoa, Arthropoda, Insecta, Diptera, Cecidomyiidae. Gene Ontology annotation, biological process: proteolysis.
AUGGGAAAUUUCUUGACGCUUAUUAUUAAAGAUAGACACUACGCAUUUAAAUUUAAAACUGCCUUGGAACUAGUCACCAUUCAUUCAGUAGAAGAAGUUGAUGUAAACAGGUGGACAUUAAUUUCACUUGGAUAUCAAAAUGGCAAAGGUUUUCUUAAAGUUGGAAAUUCACAAAAAAUUAUCCGAAAAACGGAUAAUAAUACUAUGCAUUUGGGUUGGUAUUUGUACAUUGGUGGCUAUGACAGCCGCUUUAAUUUGAGUACGAAAGUAGGAGCCAACAGUGGUUUUGAUGGUUGCAUUUCAAACUUGGAAAUAUUAUCCGAAAAGAUUGACAUGAUUAAUAGCAUAAAGGACAGUGCUAAUGUGCAAAACUGUGAAUAUGAUGGUCCUGAAGUGUCUUUGGUUACACGACCACGUUGCGCACCUGGAUUGAUUGGGAUCUAUCCGAAUUGCUAUCAACCAACACCACCAACAACGACUGAAUUUUCCUCAACAGCAACAAACCCGAAUAUUCGAUGCAACGAACAUGAAUGGCGGUGUGAUAAUGGAAAUUGUAUUAAUGCAGAAUUCCUUUGCGAUGGACAUUUCCCAGAUUGUAUAGACAGUUCAGAUGAAGAUCCAAAAAAUUGUAGGGCAAAAAACCAGAUAAAAGCGAUAUCGAAUGUAGAUGCACUUCAUUCAAUUGAUGUAAAACCGCUCGACGACUUGUACUCGAUUGUCCAAGGUUCCAACUUCAGUUUGGAUUGUGAAGCGUCUGGUUAUCCAUAUCCGAAAAUUACAUGGAGAAAGACGAACGAAGGCUCUCUCGGUUCAAAUGUACAGCAAAUCGGAAACUCUUUAAUGAUUUCCAAUGCUCAGCCAGAAAAUCAUGGUACUUAUCAAUGUAUAGCCACUUCGAAUAAAAAAACCGCUGACAGAAGCACUGUUAUCCACAUCGAACCACGAACGAUAACUGAUAGAAAUAUACUGAAGCUGGAAUGCUCUGUAGAAGUUUCGCCAUCGAUGACUGUGCAAUCGAAGCGACAAAAUCGAAAUGGCGGCGGUAAAAAUGUUAUAGUGCCAGAUGCAGUUGUUGAAAUAAAUAAAGAUGAUCGUAGUGAUGAAGGGAAAAAGUACAUUUGCUAUGCUAGGAAUGAAGCAGCUCCCAGCGAAAAAUUUACUGACGCUGCUGUACAAACAAAAUAUAGGGCUUAUGCGUGCAAGAAAUUUCCAGAAAUUAAAACUAAAUUGGAACCUCGUAUAAUCGACGGUAAUAUCGUUGCACAAGGGAGUUUCCCGUGGAUGGCCGGCAUAUAUUACAGUGACACAUUGAAUUUAAAUUUUGGAUGUGGUGGCACUAUAAUAUCAGAUCGCUAUAUAUUGACGGCUGCACAUUGCGUGACAGAUAGGCGGCCACCAGUGAUAGUGCGACUGGGAAAAGUAAAUUUAACCGAUACUAUAUCUGAUGCUGUUCAGGCCGUACACUAUAAUAUAAAAAGUUUCACGCGUCAUCCAAAUUAUAACAGUUCCACGAAAAAGAACGAUAUCGGAUUGAUUAGACUGUCAACCGAGAUUUCAUUUACCGAUGAUAUUAGACCAGCGUGCUUGUACACCGAUAGAGCUGAUUUGGAUACAAAUAGGAAAGUAAUUGUGAUCGGCUGGGGCAAUACAGAUCCUGCUAGAACGUCUCUGUCAAACGAGUUACGCAAAAUUGAGAUUAAUACAAAGCCUUUAAAUGAAUGCAGCAAUAUCUAUUUGAACCAUACUACAUUCAAAGAUGAUCCAGCAUUUAGAGAUGGCCUUAGUCCUGGGCAAUAUUGUGCAUUCGAUGCAGAAGAAAAUAAGAAUAGAUCAAAAGAUAGUUGUCAAGGUGAUAGCGGAGGAUCGCUACAAAAAAUGUCAAAUAAUGAUCCAAACACUGUCGAAAUAGUUGCAAUUGUUAGUUUUGGUCAUGGUUGCGCGUUGGAAUUGCCUAGUAUUUAUACUAGUGUUGCCCAUUAUAUCGAUUGGAUUACGCCUAUUGUUUGGCCACAAAAUUAA